AUGCCUACAGACAAAGCGAAAGUCCUGGAGAAGGACGACAUGAUAAUGAGGAUGAUCAAGAAACCAGCCAGAACCCUCGUCUACGAGACCACCGAGCUGCUGGAGCUGAUCAUCGGCCAUCUCCCACCACUCGACAUCAUGAGCGGCAAGCGCAUCAGCAAUCGCAUCGAGUCCGUCAUCAACACCAACGCCAUCAAAGACAAGAUCAACUUCCGCGACGUCCUCACUCCGGCAUGCUGCGUCGCCAUCAACCCUGUCAUCUUCGGCAAGGCACGCACGUCGAGCGGUCAGAGCUGUGGCCCUCCAUCUGGUCUCGCGUGGUUCGACGACACCCUCAAGAUCGAAAAGAACAUCCUCUCCGGCACGAUGCAUCGUCGUCCUAUCCACGCCAACAGCGCUUUCCGAAAGAUGGCCAUCUGCAGCCGCAUCCGCGAGUAUACCUCGAUCAAGUUCGUCAUGGAGACUAUCACGACAGCUACGGUUCUAGCCGUGAUGGAUUUCUCUUACGGCUGGGGCGUCGGCAGCGUGAUCACCGUGGAGGACAUUUUGGAGAAGGUCGGAUACAUCGAGCGGAUGCAGGUUCCCCUUGGCGACCUGGGCACGCUGGAGUUGAAGGGAAAGGUUGAGAUCAACUUCGGGCCUGACAUGGUGGUCUACAUGGAGGGAAGGAAGGAGGGCCUUAGGUAUGAGGAGGUCUGUGCCUCGGUCUUCGCAGAGGGUCAAUGCUCCGCUCUCAAGCACCCGAUGCGCAGGACAUGCACCGGAAGUUUGCAUCUGGAGACUAAGGGAAGGAGAGCAGAAGGCAAAAGCCCUGUUUGA
Molecule: messenger RNA, 819 nt
Organism: Zasmidium cellare ATCC 36951
Lineage: Eukaryota; Fungi; Ascomycota; Dothideomycetes; Mycosphaerellales; Mycosphaerellaceae
Exons: 1
Coding region: 1-819 (272 amino acids)
Source: RefSeq, a predicted model, not a curated record